GCUCGCAGACAAUUAUUUUCAAAUCUGAUAGACUGUUGACGCGUAACCUAUAAGAAGUGGGUUUUAAUAAAUUAUAAUAAUGUUACCUCUAACUUUACUAAAAACAGCGCAAAAUCACCCCAUGUUGGUGGAGCUGAAAAAUGGGGAAACUUACAACGGUCAUUUGGUCAGCUGCGAUAACUGGAUGAACAUAAACCUCAGAGAGGUUAUAUGUACGUCAAGGGAUGGUGACAAAUUCUGGAGAAUGCCUGAAUGCUAUAUAAGAGGCAGCACAAUAAAAUAUCUGAGGAUCCCAGAUGAAGUAAUAGAUAUGGUAAAAGAAGAUAUACAGAUGAAAUCAAGGGGACGCGGCGAAAUGAAGGGUCGAGGUCAGAAUCAAAGAGGACGUGGUGGUGGAAGAGGUACCUUUGGCAGAGGAGGAAGAGGUCCAGCACCAUUGGGUCGUGGGGGUAGUACACAAGUCGGAAAUAAAUCACAAAAUAAACCAAGACCUAAAUGAAACCAAAUAUUAUUUUUAUUUUACUUCAAUUACAUAAUUCUACGCGAAUACUCGAAAAUAUUAAUUUUCUUUUGCGAAGAUUCGUCACUUAUUCCGAUUCCUUAUUGUUCCACAUAAUCUUGUAAACUUAAUAUCUUAAUUUAUAUCAAACUACAAACUAUAUUGCUCGUGUGAACAUUGUACUUAGUUGUACAUAUCAGGAGACACAAGCGCAGCAAUAUUACAGUAUUCUUUUGC
Messenger RNA from Atta colombica, 736 nucleotides. Its product is annotated as U6 snRNA-associated Sm-like protein LSm4. Gene Ontology annotation, biological process: mRNA splicing, via spliceosome; P-body assembly; spliceosomal snRNP assembly. The record is from RefSeq and is a predicted model, not a curated record. The transcript has 5 exons. Lineage: Eukaryota; Metazoa; Arthropoda; Insecta; Hymenoptera; Formicidae. Bases 80 to 499 code for a protein of 139 amino acids. Gene Ontology annotation, molecular function: U6 snRNA binding. Gene Ontology annotation, cellular component: P-body; U6 snRNP; spliceosomal tri-snRNP complex.